This is a messenger RNA of Lycium ferocissimum, 1402 nucleotides long. Its product is annotated as pluviatolide O-methyltransferase-like. NCBI's taxonomy places the organism in Eukaryota, Viridiplantae, Streptophyta, Magnoliopsida, Solanales, Solanaceae. Gene Ontology annotation, biological process: methylation. Gene Ontology annotation, molecular function: S-adenosylmethionine-dependent methyltransferase activity; O-methyltransferase activity. Bases 378 to 1301 code for a protein of 307 amino acids. The transcript has 2 exons. The record is from RefSeq and is a predicted model, not a curated record.
GACGUGGAUCCAGGAUAAAAUUUGACCAGUUUAACAAGAUAGACAUAAGAUUUGAACUCCUUAAACCCACAUAGAGAGCUGCACCCAAUCAUCAUCGCAUCAUAUGAUACGUUGAGCUUGGGUGCACACAUCUAUAUUUAAGUAUUUAAAAAAAAAAACAUACAUGAUUUAGGGAGGGAGCCUGGGUUCCCGUGAACCCAGAACACCCCCCCUCCCCCCUAGAUACUCUCCUGAUUGGUACUUGAUGGAAUAGUCAGAAGUGUUCCGAGCUCAAGCUUAUAUCUACAAGCAUGCCUUCAAUUUUGCAAAUUUCAUGGUUCUUUGUUGUGCAAUUCAAUUAGGCAUACCAGAUAUAAUUCAUAAACCAUAAGCAGCCCAUGACUCUGUCUCGGUUAGUUUCAGAGCUGAAACUUCCUCCUGCAAAAUCAAAUGGAAUUCAUCGAUUGAUGCGCCUAUUGGUAUACUCUGGCUUCUUUGCUACUACUAAAAUGCUUGAUGAAAAUGAAGAAGGGUAUGUUCUUACAGCUUCUUCUAAGCUGCUUUUGAAGAGUGAAAUCCCAAAUUUGUCACGUUUUGUUAGAUUAAUGGUUGAUCCUGUUUUUGUGAAUCCAUGUCAAUCUUUGGGGGAUUGGUUUCUAGGGAAUGAAACCAACCCAUUUGAAGCAGUACAUGGUGCAUCCCUGUAUGAAUUCUGUGACCGAAAUCCAGGAUUCAACAAAGUUUUCAAUGAAGGAAUGGCUAGUGAUUCCCAAAUGAUGUGUUUGGUUGUAAAGGACUGCAAACAAGUUUUUGAAGAGCUAGAUUCCUUGGUCGAUGUUGGAGGCGGCACUGGUGUUAUUGCUAAGACUAUUUUGGCAACAUUCCCUCAUUUAAAAUGCACCGUGUUAGACCUCCCUCAUGUUGUUGCUAACAUGCCAGAGACAGAAAAUUUAAGAUAUGUAGGAGAUGACAUGUUUCAGUCAAUUCCCUCUGCUGAUGGCAUUUUCUUAAAGCAUAUUAUGCAUAAUUGGAGUGAUGAGGAUUGUGUGAAGAUUCUAAAGAGAAGCAGAGCAGCUAUCAGGGAUGAAGAUGAUGGAAGAAAAGGGAAGGUUCUUAUCAUUGACAUAGUAUUGAAUAGAAAUGAAGAAGAAGCAGAAAUGAAAGAAGUGAAGCUCAUUUAUGAUGUACUGAUAAUGGUGCUUCUCGGUGGGAGGGAGAGAACUGAGAAAGAAUGGGAAAAGCUAUUCCUUGAGGCUGGCUUCAUGAGCUACAAGAUUACACCUGUCUUUGGCCUAAGAUCCCUCAUUGAAGUUUUCCUUUAAAAUAAUCCACUUAAUGUUCCUUAGUUUGUUUCUUUUUUCUUUGAGUUUUCUAUGUAUUUAAUGUGCAAACAUAUUUAUUCAAUCAAGUUAUAAUAAGACAA